UAAUGGAUCAAUUGGCUCUCAAGAAACUCGUUAAUAAACUAAUUGAUGAAAAGCUCAAAUUAGUUUGUGAAGAAUGUCGCAAGAAAACUACUUAAAAAAAACUAGGUUAUCAUAAUUUUAACAUUUCCAUUCAACCUUCACCAAUUAAUUUUGAUUUUAGUAUUGACAAUGAAAAUAAGGAAAAUUGUCUCUCUUCUAAUAGAAAUGCUAAUAGAGUCAAAGCAUCUAAAAGUUAAGCUCUUGAUUUAGAACAAUAGAUAUUUAAUGCAGAUAUAAGGUAUAUAUAUAUCUCUAUAUAUUUAUAAAGUGUAAUUAGACCAAUAUCUUAAUUUUCAAGUCCAACUGUUAAAGCUUCUCGAAAAUAAUCUAUGCCUUUUCUCAAAAAGGAAACUUAAACAACGUAUGAGAAAGUUCUCAAAUCAAAAAAAUGA
Molecule: messenger RNA, 431 nt
Organism: Paramecium pentaurelia
Lineage: Eukaryota; Ciliophora; Oligohymenophorea; Peniculida; Parameciidae
Source: the annotation of a GenBank genome assembly